CAUCACAUCUCCCAGCCUCGCUCCCUCUCGCUGGCACCUUUGCUCCACUUCUCGCCGAGGAGGCGCACACACACUCAGUUACUCGUUACCCUCCUUCACCGCUCAUAAAAAAAGGGGGCUGGACCACAAAAGAAGAGGAAAAGGAAAACAUUUUUAUUUUGACAGGAUGAACAACAGUUUCCCGAACAUGGCGUCGAUAGGCGACUUCGACCCACUCAACGCGUCUAUUCCUGCGACCAAAGUUGAAAUCACGGUGUCCUGCAGAAACCUGCUGGACAGGGACACCUUCUCCAAAUCAGACCCAAUUUGUGUUCUCUACGCACAAGGCAUGGGCAACAAGGAGUGGAGAGAGUUUGGGAGAACAGAGGUGAUUGACAACACGCUAAACCCAGACUUUGUGCGGAAAUUCAUUUUGGACUACUUCUUUGAGGAGCGACAGAACCUGCGAUUUGACUUGUACGAUGUUGACUCCAAGAGCGCCAACCUGUCCAAACACGACUUCCUGGGCCAGGCCUACUGCACCCUCGGAGAGGUGGUCGGAUCAUUGGGCAGUCGCUCGGAAAAAGCUCUCGGAGGCAUUCAAGGGAAGAAAUGCGGGACCAUCAUCGUGAAAGCCGAGGAGCUGAACAACUGCAGGGAAUCAGUGAUGAUGCAGUUCUGCGGGAACAAAUUGGACAAAAAGGAUUUCUUCGGCAAGUCCGACCCCUUCCUGGUCUUCUACAGGAGCAAUGAGGAUGGCACGUUUACCAUCUGCCACAAGACGGAGGUGGUGAAGAACACAUUAAACCCAGUAUGGCAGGCCUUUAAGAUCCCAGUUCGGGCUCUUUGCAACGGUGACUACGACAGAACGAUCAAGGUCGAGGUGUACGACUGGGACAGAGAUGGCAGUCACGACUUUAUCGGAGAGUUCAGCACCAGCUACAGAGAACUAUCCAGAGGGCAGAGCCAGUUCAAUGUCUAUGAGGUGAUAAAUCCAAAGAAGAAAGGGAGGAAGAAAAAAUACCUCAACUCUGGAACGGUAACACUGCUGUCAUUCCUGUUGGACAUUGAAGUCACCUUCCUGGACUACAUCAAAGGAGGGACCCAGAUUAACUUCACUGUGGCCAUCGAUUUCACAGCUUCCAAUGGUAACCCAGCCCAGCCCACGUCACUCCACUACAUGAGUCCAUACCAGCUGAACGCCUACGCCAUGGCCCUGAAGGCAGUAGGAGAAAUCAUCCAGGAUUACGACAGCGAUAAGAUGUUUCCAGCACUGGGCUUCGGAGCCAAGCUGCCACCCGAUGGACGGAUCUCCCACGAGUUUGCCUUGAAUGGGAACCCUCAGAACCCGUACUGCACAGGCAUCGACGGUGUGAUGGAAGCUUACUACCAGAGUCUGAAGUCAGUCCAGCUCUACGGACCAACCAACUUCUCCCCCGUCAUCAACCACGUGGCCAGGUACGCGGCUUCAGUGAAGGAUGGCUCCCAGUACUUUGUGCUCCUCAUCAUCACGGAUGGCGUCAUCUCAGACAUGGCCCAGACCAAGGAGUCUAUUGUCAACGCCUCCUGUCUGCCAAUGUCAAUCAUCAUCGUGGGGGUGGGGCCCGCAGAAUUUGACGUUCUCUUCUCCUCAGCCAUGGUGGAGUUGGACGGUGAUGAAAUCAGAAUCUCAUCCAGAGGAAGAUACGCUGAGAGGGACAUUGUCCAGUUCGUCCCAUUCAGGGACUACAUCGACCGGACGGGUAACCACAUCCUGAGCAUGGCCCGGCUGGCGAAAGACGUCUUGGCCGAGAUCCCUGACCAGUUCCUCUCCUACAUGAGGACCCGCGGGAUCAAGCCGUCGCCAGCGCCGCCUCCCUACACGCCGCCUCCCUACACGCCGCCAGGGCAGCCUCUGCAAACCCAGAUAUGAGGAGUGGGGGUGGUGGGUGGGUGGGGAGAAGGGGGGAGAAAGGUUUUUCAGAGUCAGGGGUUAGCUGAACUUUUACGCGCAAAGUACUUCCAUUUCCCUAAAGCCGCUCUCCAUGCCUUGUCGUCGUGGAUCACGGUGGUCUUUCUCGUGUUCAGGAAGCUGCAUGUCGUGCCAGGAGAGUGUCGCUUUCGAGGCCAGGAAAAGCCAAUGAGAGUCUGUUUACUUCCACUGUCAAGCAUUCCUGUUUCUGUCUGGAAUUAUUAUUAUUAUUUUAUCUUUUUCUUCUCGCCUGGGAAACCUGGACAGGCCCCGGGGAGAGUUCGGAGAUGUCUGAAUUCAAGCCGGGAGGUAAAGACGGAAUGAAAAAGGAAAUGAAGGACAGCUUUGGAAACAUUGUAAAGAGAAUGUCUCCAGACAAAAAACAAAGAAAUCACACUUUAAUGAACUUUCUCUGUAAAUAACAAGACAUAUGUCACUUCUUCUAUUUCUCUCCAACUCACUCAUUGUUUACAGUAAACACUAACAAGGAUUUUUACUGUUGAUACUUUUAUAUACACAUAUAUGAAUCUCUCUCUCUCUUUCUGUCUCUCUCUCUCUCUCUCUCUCUCUCUCUCUCUCCUGGCGUGUGUGUCAGGUAGCAGCAGUGCAGGUCCCGGUAGCCCUUCUGUACUGUACCGUACCGUGCUGUACCGUACCGUACCGUAUUCUGGUUUUCGUAUUAACCUUUUGCAUGAGUGUAGCCUCAGUCCAGUGCAUGCAUAUAGUGGCCCUGCACUACCUCUUCUAUCCAUCACUUUGUCUCUCUGUCUGUGUGGGGGGGUGAGUGUCUAUCUGCCUGCAUCUCCAUUUGUCACUUCACCCUCUCUGUCUGUCUGCACUGCUCUGAGGUCUGUCUCCCUGUUGCAGCCUCUCUCUCUCUCUCUCUCUCUCUCUCUCUCUCUCUUCGUCUCUCUCACUUUUACGAGCUGUGUUUCCAUCCGACAUUUUUUGUUUUAAUAGACGAGCUGAAAAGAAAAUGAGUAAUUCUGGUAUGCUCAUCCGAGCAGAUGACAUUCCUAAAUGAGUAUUUGGGCAUUUUGAAAUGUAAAAUAUCUGGUCUAGCCUGCUCCCCAGAGAUCGUGUACCCUUGCAUAAGGUGUCCGUCCAUCUUCAGUAUGUGUAUUACUUGUAAUAUUUCCAAGUGCAAUGUUGUUUUGAAGUCAUGCUAGCAGCAUGGCUUAAUUGAUGGCAGUGUCGGUCGGAAAUUUGGGACGAACAUUCCUGUUCACCUCAGGAUGAAUAGUAAUAACUUUGGUGUGGCUGAGGUUAGAGUGCAACCUCACAGAGCCUCUGGCAUGGCUGUGGACUUUUAGGCCCAAUCCUAAUGUCCACGCUCAGAGACUCGAGGACUUUGAGGCAAAGUCCGUUAGGGUUUAGGGCUGUCCCACUGUCAAAUCCUCUAGUGCCCGAGGGCUCGCUCAGAGACUUUUUGAGCCCUUUAAGCACACUUUCCUUAUGUCUGCAUCUCUGCAGACUUUGCCUGAUGGAAUUACCCACAAUUCAUAGCGUUGUGAUGUUACGCACUGGGUUACAUGGAGAAGCCCGGAUGUGAAAUCAGAGGAAUGCAAGCAGAGGCCGUAUUACACGCCUGGUUUAGUCCUCAACCACUUUUUUACAUUAUUCAUCGAAGCUGUUUGGAAAGAAAUCCCUUAAAAAUAGUAAUUGACUAUUACUUCUUGUCUCAUCAGGUGCUGUUUCAUCUGUAUAAGCACCAUUUCAAGCCUUUCCUGCGUCUCGCACUCAUUUAAGAGCAAAUGUUUUACCUUUCAAAUGCCAACAGGUUUUCAGCAUUUCACUUUUUUGCGUAGCAUUAAUUUGACUUCUGAAUGGAAGCAUAGCCUCUCUCUCUCUCUCUCUCUCUCUCUCUCUCUGUUCUCCUCCUAACUGCCUUGGCAAUAUGAUGCCCACGUGCCCAGGGGUUUCGUCUCAUUGUGUCGUCCAACACCACGUCCCCGCCCCGAUGUUUAAAAACGACAGCAGCUGCUCUCAAACGAAAUGCCGUUUGAGCAUAAAGAGCCCAGUGGUCAAAAAUGCAGAGAAAAACACACUUUCCCUAUGUUGGCUUUUUGUUCCAUUAUAUUUAUUUCAGUGUGUACUUUUUUAUUGUACCUUUUAGCUUUGAUAAAGCGUUUUAUAUGUUUGUUUUUAUGACGUGUAUUCUUACGUGCCAAUCACGUGUAAGAGGAUGAUUUGCGUGAUUCCUGCCGAGUCACCCAGGAUGUCCAGACAAGUUUCCAAAUUAACGUGACGUCUAAUGAAGAAUGAGUUUGGGUUGUUUUGUUUUGUUUUGUCGUGAAUGUGGAAGGGUUUUUGUCAGUGUUGCGGUGACGAGAGGAUAUGUUAAAUGUGAAUGAGAUUUGUGCGUACGACACAACUUCUUUUAAAGCAUAUGAAACGUUUAAAAAGGGGGAACAUUUGAACAUUCAUUGGCUCAUGAGGGAAAUACAUUGCAGCACCAACAAUGUGAAAGGAUAUUCAAGCAUUGAAGUGUUUUUAAUUAUUUUGUAUUACUGUAUCAUCACCCUGAAGCCGUCUUAAAACUACAACACACACAUCUGCUGACUGACUCUGAUGUCUAAACGAAGACUUUUUAAUGAAAUCAUUGCGUCUUUUUUUUCACGUGUUGCAACAAAAUUUCCCAGAUUUUCUUUUUGUGUGUGUGUGUGUGUAAAAUAGUCAGCUGAUUACAGAGUCAAAGUAUUCAACAUACUUGUGGCAGUGUUAGACACUUUAGUCAUAGUAUUGCGCAAUCCAUUUUUUGAGGAUAUUGCCUGUGCCAAAAUCAAAAUGCAACCAACAUGAAGAUGAUCUUUUCUACACAAUUUGUUUUGAGUCUCAUUCAUUGCUUGUCUUGUUGCUUGAUAUUCUUAAAUUCAUCUUUGUUUCCUCACAACCCCCGUCCUGUACAGCCACUGUUGCAGAGUGGACUAGCUGUUCCAGUGUGUGUGUGCGCGUGUGUGUGUGUGUGUGUUUGGUUCACCGCUGCAGUCGCACUCCUGCAGCCGCGCUGGACACAUUGUUAGGACAGCGGGUCAGAAUGAGGAGCUCAUUACUGUAAGACUUACAUCCUGCACUGCGGGGGGUCAGAGAAGGGAUUAUGUUUGGGUGGCGGGAGUGUUUUGAUGUUCCUUUUUGGCGACAAUUUAGCAUGAAUCCCUUCUGGUAGAAACAAUCUUCUGUAGACGAAAGAUAAAAAGAUAAAAGCAACCCCCUUUCUGCAGCAGCCACUGUGGGCACAAGCACAAGUCUGCGGGAUCAUUUUAAAGCAAAACUAUGGUUCAUUGCAACUUUUAUUUAUGUUCCGGCUAUUGUUCCUAUCUAUGAUAACAUAGUACUCAUCAAAGUAAUUGCUAAAUUACGGCAGAAAUGUAAUUUAAUAGUAGCUAAAGAGUCAAACAGUGACACAGCAAUAUCUGUCUAAAGGUAGCUAACGUUAGCCACCGUUAGCUACCGGUCAUACCAGGCCAA
Anarrhichthys ocellatus (wolf-eel) is the source of this 5398-nucleotide messenger RNA. Its product is annotated as copine-8. Gene Ontology annotation, molecular function: calcium-dependent phospholipid binding. Lineage: Eukaryota; Metazoa; Chordata; Actinopteri; Perciformes; Anarhichadidae. The record is from RefSeq and is a predicted model, not a curated record. Gene Ontology annotation, cellular component: plasma membrane. The transcript is spliced from 20 exons. Bases 167 to 1891 code for a protein of 574 amino acids. Gene Ontology annotation, biological process: cellular response to calcium ion.